AAGGCACCAUCUGCUGCUUUGUAUUAAUAGAUUACCCGGCAAACAAGGGUGGAGACGGAGCCCCCGAGUCAACGCAUUAGAUGCUGACUCUGCUGAGUUCUCGGGGUGUCUCUGAUCUGGGGGGGUCCUCAUUGCUCCACUCGGAUCCUCCCGCGAGCCAGAAUGGGUAAAAGGCCGAGCAGACUGAAACCCUGCUCCUCUGGUCACCUCACCGCAGGGGAAAAGUAAUCUCGGUUCUGGGGCACUGGAGUGUUCAGCGGGUGUAGGGAGGUAGGCAAAAGGGGGUUCUGCUUAAACAGUCGGGCUGCCUGGCGCAUGUACCCCGAUGCACUCAAACUUCACUUGCAUUGUGAUUAGAGUGGGCACGCCCGGCGCACACUGCUGGAACAGGAGUUGACGCGGGGGCCGGGGAGCCGCCCAGCCCCCACGCCCCGUGAGUGAAGCCGGAACCCGGAGCUGGACCCUUUCUCUCCCUCUUGGGAGCUCCAGACUUCCGCCGGGUGAGAGCGCCUGACUUAGUGUCUCCAGAUAGCCUGCUCUCCGCAGGCAAGAAGUCGCCGCUGCUCUCUCUGUUUUUCCCUCCCCCAGGAACUUUUUAGUCCCCGAGAGGGAAACCGAGGUCGAGGCGAUGGGAGCCGGGACCAAGUAGCAAAUCAUUCCCAGCGGGAGGCGGAGGCAGGGCGGCAAGACCUUAGGGUCAGCAGCGCGGAGGCGCGGAGCUCGCGCGCGCCCGGCGCCCUCCCGCCUCCAGCCCUGGCAGCCGCCCUUUCCGCCGCGGACACGGGAGAGUUAAGCCAAUAAACACGUAAGCGCCGCUCCCUCCCCAAUCGGCAAGAUGCCUCUUCGGCUCUCGGCUGCACCGACAGCUUGCAACACUCGGCGUCUUCUCCGGAGGCGCCUCCUUCAGCGGCUGCAGAUGGCAUCGGGCUGCGGGCUCCGGGCUCGCCACUGAGACUCGCCCGUGCCCACCGCGGUCCACGCACGCACCCCUCCCUCCUCCUCCUCCUCCCUCGCGCUCCGGUCUGCGCCCUGCUCGCAUCGCCGGCGGAGGAAGCGGUCGCGGCGGCCCAGGCUGAGCUGCAGCGCGCGCUCCCCGCCCCAGGGAGCAGCGCCCACCGCGAGGACCCACCCCGGGUGCCUGCAGCGCGCCCCACCUUCGGCACCCCAAGCCGGGGGCUCCAGGGACCGCGCCCUCCCCAGGCGCCACCAUGCUGGACCCCUCGUCCAGCGAAGAGGAGUCGGAUGAGAUCGUGGAGGAGGAGAGCUGCAAGGAGGCGCUGGGCUCGGCCGCGUCCGGUGCGCGCCUGUCCCCCAGCCGCACCAGCGAGGGCCCGGCCGGCGCGGAGCGCCGGGAGUCUGCGGCUCCGCGAAGGGCGCCCGCCUCCUGCCCCGCCAGCCGAUCGCCCACUGAGGUCGCCUGCGGGCCCUGGGGCGCCGCUUGCUUCUCCCUGGCCGCCCUACUCUGCGAUCCACCUUCCCCCUCCCCACAGACCCCAGAUCCGGGGCGCGCCCUGUGCUCCUUCGGCCUGGGUCACCACCUCCCUCGCCCUCCCUGUGACCCUCUGCCCUUCCCAAGAUUAUCCUCUGAAAAUGACCCAAUCUCCAACCCAUAUGAGAUAACUAUGUUUUCUGUGGCCAGGGUCCGAAUGCGCCGGGAAUGGACCCCUGUGAUUUGUAGUUGUCAAUUUCUAACAGUGGCUCAUGUCCGGAAGUCCGUGUUCUGGUUAGCAGAAUGCUGGAAAAUACGAAAGAAAUGGAAGGUCUGCUGCACGUAUUCACUCAAUGCUGAAUCUCUUGCACCAGUUUUAAUUCAGUUCCUGGAUAACUUUGGUGCACAGGUCUACCAAAAUGGGCUCUGUUUAAUUCAGAGCUCAGUCAUUCAGCACCUGGUCAGGGAAAAUGUCCUCUAUGAUCAGUCAGUGUCUGCUAAGUCGCCCACCCCUGAUAUGCAGCCAGAUCCGUACUGGAGUCUAACUGCUCCCUUGCUUCCAGUCCCUUGUAAGUUCAGUGAGACACUCAUUCUGAAGUUAGGGAAGUUCAUUUUUAAAGUUUUCUUGGAAGAAUAUCGGCACAAAAUGCAAAGUGCCUCCUGGAAGUCUUAUGUGCCGGACAUGGGGCUUUCAGAAUGUGACAGGAACAUGGGUCCAGGUGAAUGGAUCCAGCCACUGAUCAGCAAACAGCAGCUGCAGACAGUCAAGGACCGCUUUCAGGCCUUUCUCAAUGGCGAAACCCAGAUCGUGGCGGAUGAGGCCUUCAUGAACGCCGUCCAGAGUUACUAUGAGGUGUUCCUGAAGAGCGACCGGGUAGCCCGAAUGGUGCAGAGCGGGGGCUGCUCUGCCCACGACUCGCGGGAGGUCUUCAAGAAGCACAUUGAGAAGCGCGUACGGAGCCUGCCGGAGAUCGACGGCCUCAGCAAGGAGACCGUGCUGAGCUCCUGGAUGGCCAAGUUCGAUGCUAUCUACCGCGGGGAAGAGGACCCCAGGAAGCAGCAGGCCCGGAUGACAGCCAGCGCAGCCUCAGAACUGAUUCUGAGCAAGGAGCAACUCUACGAGAUGUUCCAGAACAUUCUUGGCAUCAAGAAAUUUGAACACCAGCUCCUGUACAACGCAUGUCAGCUGGACAACCCAGAUGAGCAGGCAGCCCAGAUCAGACGGGAGCUGGAUGGACGUCUCCAAAUGGCUGACCAAAUAGCCAGGGAACGAAAAUUCCCAAAGUUUGUAUCCAAAGAAAUGGAAAACAUGUACAUCGAGGAGCUGAAGUCCUCCGUCAACCUGCUCAUGGCCAACUUGGAGAGCAUGCCGGUGUCGAAGGGCGGCGAGUUCAAGCUCCAGAAACUGAAACGCAGCCACAACGCUUCCAUCAUCGACAUGGGCGAGGAGAGCGAGAACCAGCUCUCCAAGUCUGACGUCGUGCUGUCUUUCUCUUUGGAGGUGGUGAUCAUGGAGGUCCAAGGCCUUAAGUCCUUGGCUCCGAAUCGCAUUGUGUAUUGCACAAUGGAGGUAGAAGGGGGAGAGAAACUGCAAACGGACCAGGCCGAGGCUUCCAAACCAACAUGGGGCACCCAGGGUGACUUCUCCACCACCCAUGCGCUGCCUGCUGUGAAGGUGAAGCUAUUCACAGAAAGCACCGGUGUCCUGGCCUUGGAGGACAAGGAGCUUGGGCGGGUUAUUCUCCAUCCCACCCCGAAUAGCCCCAAACAAUCCGAAUGGCACAAAAUGACAGUUUCCAAAAAUUGCCCAGAUCAGGAUCUCAAAAUCAAACUUGCUGUCCGAAUGGAUAAGCCUCAAAACAUGAAGCAUUCUGGGUAUUUAUGGGCCAUCGGUAAGAAUGUGUGGAAGAGAUGGAAGAAAAGGUUUUUUGUAUUGGUGCAGGUCAGUCAGUACACAUUUGCCAUGUGCAGUUACCGCGAGAAGAAGGCGGAACCUCAGGAACUCCUACAACUGGAUGGCUACACUGUGGACUACACCGACCCCCAGCCAGGUCUGGAAGGGGGGCGAGCCUUCUUCAAUGCAGUCAAAGAAGGAGACACGGUGAUAUUCGCCAGUGACGACGAGCAGGACCGCAUCCUGUGGGUGCAAGCCAUGUACCGGGCAACCGGGCAGUCACACAAGCCCGUGCCCCCAACCCAAGUGCAGAAGCUCAAUGCCAAGGGAGGGAACGUGCCGCAGCUGGAUGCCCCCAUCUCACAAUUCUCUGGACUGAAGGACGCAGAUAGAGCUCAAAAGCAUGGCAUGGAUGAAUUUAUCUCUUCCAACCCCUGUAACUUUGACCACGCUUCCCUUUUUGAGAUGGUGCAGCGCCUUACUUUGGAUCACAGACUUAAUGAUUCCUAUUCUUGCCUGGGCUGGUUCAGUCCUGGCCAGGUGUUUGUACUAGACGAAUAUUGUGCCCGCAAUGGAGUCCGAGGGUGUCACCGACAUCUCUGCUACCUCAGAGACUUGCUGGAACGGGCAGAGAACGGCGCCAUGAUCGACCCCACCCUUCUGCACUACAGCUUUGCCUUCUGCGCAUCCCAUGUCCACGGCAACAGGCCUGAUGGAAUCGGGACCGUGACUGUUGAAGAGAAGGAACGUUUUGAAGAAAUCAAAGAAAGACUCCGAGUUCUGUUGGAAAAUCAGAUUACACAUUUUAGGUAUUGCUUUCCAUUUGGUCGACCUGAAGGUGCAUUAAAAGCUACUCUGUCUCUCUUGGAAAGGGUUUUGAUGAAGGAUAUUGUUACCCCAGUACCACAAGAGGAGGUAAAAACAGUCAUCCGUAAAUGUUUAGAGCAAGCUGCUCUAGUCAACUAUUCUCGUCUCUCUGAGUAUGCCAAAAUCGAAGAGAAUCAAAAGGAUGCAGAAAAUGUAGGCCGGUUAAUCACUCCUGCCAAAAAGCUCGAAGAUACAAUACGUCUUGCUGAACUAGUCAUUGAAGUUCUUCAACAAAAUGAGGAGCACCAUGCAGAGCCACAUGUUGAUAAAGGAGAAGCCUUUGCGUGGUGGUCAGACUUAAUGGUGGAGCAUGCAGAGACGUUCCUGUCACUCUUUGCGGUGGACAUGGACGCAGCCCUAGAGGUGCAGCCCCCAGACACCUGGGACAGUUUUCCAGUGUUUCAGCUGCUGAAUGAUUUUCUGCGUACCGACUAUAAUUUGCGCAACGGAAAAUUUCACAAGCACCUGCAAGACCUGUUUGCCCCACUUGUUGUUAGAUAUGUGGAUUUGAUGGAGUCCUCAAUUGCACAAUCCAUUCACAGGGGCUUUGAGCGGGAGUCAUGGGAACCAGUCAAGAGUUUAACCAGUAACCUACCCAAUGUGAACCUACCCAAUGUGAACCUACCCAAAGUACCAAAUCUACCAGUUAACAUCCCUCUAGGCAUCCCACAAAUGCCUACUUUUUCGGCACCGUCAUGGAUGGCUGCUAUAUAUGAUGCUGAUAAUGGAUCAGGCACCUCAGAGGAUCUGUUCUGGAAACUUGAUGCCCUUCAGACCUUCAUUCGGGACCUGCACUGGCCUGAGGAAGAAUUUGGAAAGCACCUAGAACAACGGCUGAAGCUGAUGGCAAGUGACAUGAUUGAGUCUUGUGUCAAAAGAACCAGGAUUGCAUUUGAAGUUAAGCUGCAAAAAACGAGUCGAUCAACAGAUUUUCGAGUGCCGCAGUCAAUAUGCACCAUGUUUAAUGUUAUGGUUGAUGCCAAAGCUCAAUCAACAAAACUUUGCAGCAUGGAAAUGGGCCAAGAGCAUCAAUACCACUCAAAAAUAGACGAACUAAUUGAAGAAACUGUUAAAGAAAUGAUAACACUCUUGGUUGCAAAGUUCAUUACUAUCUUGGAAGGAGUACUGGCAAAAUUAUCCAGAUACGACGAAGGGACUUUGUUUUCUUCUUUUCUGUCAUUUACUGUGAAGGCCGCUUCCAAAUACGUGGACGUACCUAAACCCGGAAUGGAUGUGGCCGACGCCUACGUGACUUUCGUCCGCCACUCACAGGAUGUCCUGCGUGAUAAGGUCAAUGAGGAGAUGUAUAUAGAAAGGUUAUUUGAUCAAUGGUACAACAGCUCCAUGAAUGUCAUCUGUACCUGGUUGACGGACCGGAUGGACUUGCAGCUUCACAUAUAUCAGUUGAAAACACUAAUUAGGAUGGUAAAGAAAACCUACAGAGAUUUCCGAUUGCAAGGGGUCCUGGAUUCCACCCUCAACAGCAAGACCUACGAGACCAUCCGGAACCGGCUCACCGUGGAGGAGGCCACGGCGUCCGUGAGCGAGGGCGGGGGCCUGCAGGGCAUCAGCAUGAAGGACAGCGAUGAGGAGGACGAGGAAGACGACUAGAGCCCUCGGGCCUGGAGUCCACCGGGACACAGUCCUGGAAUCACUGCAUGUCCUUAGUCUGUUAGUUAACCCCACUAGGGAAUUUUCUGUCCUCUACCAUGCCCAUGAGAUGUUGACCAGUACAACUGUCAUUUUAGCUAUGUGGUACCAAGAUUAGCAAAUGACCUUCAGAUCUACUGAUUUUCUUAUUUCCAUGUCUGUAUGUUUACAAGCAAUAUGGAGCACCAUUCUUUAAAUGCCGUUCGUGGAGAACACGUAGUCCAGCUCUUAGGCCCGUCCGCAUUCUUGGCCAAGUAUAAUGAUGCUUCAUACUCAGUACUGUGUGUGUCGGUGGUACGAGGGUGUAAGGGCAAGUAUGCUGAGUACUUUAACUUCUUCGUUCAUGUAUGUGGAUGCCAGUUAUUUUAAUGAGUACAUAAAUAAAUUAAUUUAAUGAAGCACAUAGAUCUGCUUGGUUUUUAUUGAGAAACCAAAAGCCAGGCUCCAACAGCUAACUUUUGGUUCUUUCUGUUCCCCUAAAACUAAAAUAAAACUGGACCCCUGUGUUCCUGGUAGCCCAGCUUUUCAUUUACCUACAUAGCCAAAAAAGAAAAGAGAAAGCUACACACCAACGGACUGGUUCUCAUCGCCUCGGCAAGGGGGCUAUCCUGUCACGAUUAGCACCUAGCGCCGUGCAGAGUAACUGUCUCCUGUCAAAGUUUAUCCUGUUAAAUGUUACCUUUUGCUUUUGUUUCAAUAACCCUGUGUGUUAAAAAAAAACUGAAUAUUUAAAUUACAAUCCUAGACUACAAAUGUGUUUAUAAGAAGAUAAAGGUGUUUCCUUCAGGAGAUUAUAACCAUAAUUUAAAUUAUUUUGUUCCACCCUGUUUUUUACAUCCACCAUGUACCCUGCAUUUGGUCUGUGACUGCGCGACCCUGGGGUCUGCUGCGGAGCUCGUUCUGUCUGUGUAAAGUAGUGGAUCCAUCUUGCUUUUGCCUUAUAUAAAGCCUACAGUUAUGAGAGUGUGGGAAACUGUGGCUUCUCAAUAAAUACCUAUUCAAAUGUCGUAAGAAUAUA
Messenger RNA from Chinchilla lanigera (long-tailed chinchilla), 6858 nucleotides. It is a transcript of the gene Cadps, whose product is annotated as Ca++-dependent secretion activator. Bases 1209 to 5801 code for a protein of 1530 amino acids. Gene Ontology annotation, biological process: synaptic vesicle exocytosis; dense core granule exocytosis; positive regulation of exocytosis. The record is from RefSeq and is a predicted model, not a curated record. Gene Ontology annotation, cellular component: glutamatergic synapse. Lineage: Eukaryota; Metazoa; Chordata; Mammalia; Rodentia; Chinchillidae. The transcript is spliced from 35 exons.